Messenger RNA from Trichoderma virens Gv29-8, 2205 nucleotides. RefSeq lists its product as uncharacterized. Lineage: Eukaryota; Fungi; Ascomycota; Sordariomycetes; Hypocreales; Hypocreaceae. The coding region runs from base 1 to 1779 and encodes 592 amino acids. Gene Ontology annotation, molecular function: poly(A) binding; ATP binding; protein kinase activity. The record is from RefSeq and is a predicted model, not a curated record. Gene Ontology annotation, cellular component: PAN complex; P-body. The transcript is spliced from 3 exons. Gene Ontology annotation, biological process: nuclear-transcribed mRNA poly(A) tail shortening; mRNA processing; protein phosphorylation.
AUGGUUGUGGCUGAUCUUGGUACUCGUCAUAGCUCAAAAAAGGCGCUGAAUGUUGAGUCGCCAUCUUUUACGCCCUCACUUCUACAACCUGUCAACAAGAAGCCUACUUUUUCCUCACAAGCUGUGACUGCCCCGUCUUUCACUCCGCGCGGCCUAGGAGCCGCUACACCAUCUACUUUACCAGAUACCGAGGCGCCCAUGUUUAACCCUGCUUCUAUACGGGAAUUUACGCCCGGUUUCGAUCUCAGCUCCUCCUCCGCUGUAUCAACAAAUGGGACCUCUCAAGAUGGAACCGUCACGUACGAUCCAUUUGGGUUACCAAACCAAAACAUGGCCACGACGCCAUUCAACCCCUAUGCUGAAGAGCAUAAUACCAUGGCUGGUGCCCAGUCUACAUAUUUUCAACCCCAAAACGCCUUUGCGGCCCCAUUACAACCAUUGCAGCAUCAUCUCUACGCCCCGAUAGGGCCAUACCGAGAGGAUUUGAUGCCAUACCAUCGCCUUAGCCACGAAUUCUUCCUACCGGAGAAGCUGAGGGAGGAAAUGCAGAAGAAGUCAGAAGCGGCGCUGCAAGUAAUGCCUAAUUCCCAAUUGCCACAGUUGGACAGCUACCACUCCCUAGUUGCCUUGGAUACGACGCAUCGCAAAAAUGCAAACAUAUUUGGAUACCCCAGCUGGGUGUACAAGGCCACGUCGUCCAAAAACGGAAACCUCUACUGCUUGAGGAGAUUGGAAGGCUUUAGACUGACGAAUGAGCAUGCCAUUCGAUCUGUCAAGGAGUGGAAGCGGGUUGACAAUGCCAACGUUGUCAGCAUCCACGAUGCCUUCACCACAAGAGCCUUUGGAGACAGCUCCCUCAUCUUUGUGCAGGACUACCACCCGCUGUCCAAGACGCUGGCCGAGGCACACCUCACGCCAACUGUGGCAGCAGGCGGCCGAUUUCAACCCAAGCCGCCAGUUACCGAACAGGUUCUCUGGGGAUACAUUUCCCAGAUUGCCACAGCCCUCAAGUCGAUACACGACAACAACCUAGCAGCGCGCUGUGUGGACGUCAGCAAAAUUAUCCUGACGGACAAGAACCGGAUUCGCCUCAACGCGUGCUCCGUACUGGAUGUGGUUCACUUUGAUGUCAGACGACCGAUCCAGGAACUGCAGCAAGAAGACUUGCUGCAUUUCGGCCGUACCUUGCUCUGCCUUGCCACCGGCACCCUUCCCUUGCAACUCACCAACCUAAAUGCGGCCAUGGAGCAAAUGAGCAGGACCUAUUCUACGGAAAUGAGGGAUACUAUUACAUGGCUACUGACGCCGACGCCAGCGCCGGCACAUAAGUCGAUUGACGAGUUCAUUCAAGGCAUAGCGACCCACAUUGUGUCGGCCUUUGACCAGAGCCAGCAUAGGGCAGAUGCUCUCAACUCUGAGCUGUUCCGCGAGCUGGAAAAUGGAAGGAUUGCCAGACUCAUGAUGAAGCUCGGUACCAUCAAUGAGCGGCAAGAAUUCGAAGGCGAUAGAGCGUGGUCGGAAAACGGAGAGCGAUACAUGUUGAAGCUCUUUAGAGACUACGUCUUCCACCAGGUGGACAGCAACGGAAAUCCCGUCAUGGACAUUGGACACAUGAUACGCUGCCUUAACAAACUCGAUGCCGGCGUUGAUGAGAGAAUCUGCUUGACAAGCAGAGAUGAACAGACCAGCUUUGUUGUCAGCUACAAGGAGCUGAAGAAACAACUGGCAAAUGCAUUUAACGAAUUGAUAAAGACGGCCAAGCCAGGCAGAAACUUUUAAAAGAAAGAGCCCGGUCGCAGCAUAUAAGAGAAGAGACAGAUGGGGGAUACGACGCAAGCAAACCAUUGACGGUGUCCGGCAAGCCUUGCCACGACGAGCUGAACCAGAGACAAGAUAAAAGAGGCAGCGGCUCUGCGAGAGACCAUGGGUAAAUGAGUCGAUGAGAGUUUGCGACAGAAUACGAAAUGGAUUACAACAAUGUGGCGAGCGGCCUUUGCUGACACUGAACGAUUUUGAAAUGUUAUGUUUUUUCUGGAUUAUGUGUGGGAAGCGUGGGGGAAUAGAAGAAGAAUACAAGAGUGCAAGAUGGAAGAUGGAUGGGACAAGGGGAGAUAUUUGGGGGAGGCAUGUCCGCAGAUACAUAACGCCCAAAAAAAUAGCUAUAUACUAACUUACUGCCAAUCAAUUUACAUUACUAUUCACAAC